Messenger RNA from Rotaria socialis, 600 nucleotides. The record is from the annotation of a GenBank genome assembly. Lineage: Eukaryota; Metazoa; Rotifera; Eurotatoria; Philodinida; Philodinidae.
AUGGCUCCUAAAAAAGAUACAAAGGAGACUUCAACUUCAGCAAAGAAGAAAGACACAACUGCUCCUUCAACAACAGCAGCAACUGCCAGUGUAAAAAAACCUGUAAAAUCAACUAGUGAUACAUCGGGAUCUGGUAAAGAUGGUACUAAAGUGGUUUCAAAAGACCGUAAGGAAAAGGUUCAAACAAAAGCAUUGAAAGCCAAACAACGAGUUGUUCGUGGUAAUCAAUUGACACGUAAACGUAAAAUUCAUACUAAACCAACAUUUCGUCGCCCAUUUACAUUACGUUUAAAACGACAGCCUAAGUAUCCUCGACGAUCAGUACCAAAACGAAAUCGUCUUGAUCAUUUUGCUGUUAUUAAAUAUCCAUUAACAACUGAAUCGGCGAUGAAAAAAAUCGAAGAUAAUAAUACAUUAGUAUUUAUUGUCAAUAUUCGUGCUAACAAACCAUUGAUUAAACAAGCUGUCAAAAAAAUGUAUGAUGUUGAUGCUGAAAAAGUCAAUACAUUGAUUCGACCGGAUGGUGAAAAAAAGGCUUAUGUCAGACUCAAAGCUGAUCAUGAUGCACUUGACGUUGCUAAUCGUAUUGGUAUCAUAUAA